Nerophis lumbriciformis (worm pipefish) is the source of this 846-nucleotide messenger RNA. It is a transcript of the gene fam163b, whose product is annotated as protein FAM163B. NCBI's taxonomy places the organism in Eukaryota, Metazoa, Chordata, Actinopteri, Syngnathiformes, Syngnathidae. The record is from RefSeq and is a predicted model, not a curated record.
GUGGAAAUGUCCCCCAGACUUUGCUGACUUCUUUGUGCUUGAUUCAAGAGCGCACAUCCUCGCACCACGGGGACCAGGAACCACAGAAAGAACCUCUGAGCUCCAAGCAGCACGUCAGGAGGAGACAAGCCCUCUUGUGAUGCAGGACUGUUGAUGGAGAGAAUUUCGAAUGUCAGCCGGGACCGUGGUCAUCGCAGGAGGAAUUCUGGCCGCCGUCAUCUUACUGACCAUCGUCGCCGUGCUGUGCUUAUGUAGGUUGCAGUAUUACUGCUGUAAGAGGGAGGAGUCUGAGAAGGGGGAGGAGGAGGAACCCGAACUGUCCACCAUGUCGCCUUCCCACCCCUUGGCUCUGUCGGCUCCUCCGACGCCGCCGACCCCGGAGCGUUACAGCGACGAGUCGGAGACGUACCCGCCCACCUUCCUGACCGAGACCAACGGGCCCGUCAGCCACUCGCCGCAGCUGCGCAGGUGCCACCGGCCGCACGCCUUCUGCCCGUCGUGCGCUCGCUACACGCUGCCCCUUUACCUGCAGCACCCCGAGAGGCUGUGCAACGGCGGGCGGCGGGCAGGCUACCGGAGCGUGCACCAAGACCUGGACGUGACCUCGGACGUGGCGGGCUUCUACCAGAAGCUGGACCUCAUCCGCUCGGUUGCCAUGAGGGAGGCGGUCACGCGCAGCGUCAGCACCGACGUGUAGCUCCAGGAGCACGGUGACCUACAACACUGAGGGCUCUUAGAUGCAACGCCAUGUUGGAUGUUAGCUUGACAUCCAGCGACUUGAAAAACUCUUACGUUGGCGUGCGGCUUAUUCAUCCGCCAAUCAAGUUUUUCUUUUCUUCUCCAAAC